AUGGCGAAAACGGAGCCCAAACGACAGCACAGGCUUUGGCUUUCGUGUAGGGGAUGCCGGGCAAGGAAAGUGAAAUGUGAUAGGGCUAGGCCAUGCCACCGCUGCGUCAAGGUCGGCAAGGCCGCCCAGUGUCACUACGACCUCCCGACCGACACUGAUGACGGAACAGCCCUUGGUCAGUUUGUCUUUGCGGUUCAAGCACCGGAGCGGACUCCAAAUAAGACAAGGACAUCAGCUGGAGACACUGCCCCUCAAAUAUCAUCCAUAUCCGGCAGGAACCCUACCGCAACCCUCGCCGGCUCUUCAUCCUCCCAGGCCACGGCUCCCGAGGCUUCCAGUACUGAGGUUGGACCUGUCGGUCCUCUGCAGCUCCUUUGGCAUGGCAGUCGCUCCGUCGAUGUCUAUGUCGAACCACUAGGCGGACAGAAGGAUUUUGCGCCAAAAGAAGUGAUCUUUGGAGAGAACGAUGGAACCGUCUACUGGGGUAGAGGUCACGAGACCAACUUUGUGCCUCGUAUCACCGAUGCAGCAAGAUUGUUACUCGAGCCCGACCAAGAGGACAAUGUGGCAACGCUCUAUCAAGUAGAGCGAAGCUCCAGGCCUGGCGAUACAGUCCCUAUCCGAAUCCAUGACCCGGAGCUGCGAGCUUUGCUACCAGAAAGAGAGGCGACCGACAGGCUCGUGGAUGUUUAUGUGAAGACUUUCGAGUCUUAUUACAAAAUCAUUCACGUUCCUACAUUUCGGAAAGAAUACGCUGCCCUAUGGGAUCCGGACCCAGUCGUGUCAAGUAGCGGCCCGCCAACCUUUCUUGCGCAACUUCUCAGUGUUUGUGCCAUCGGAUCAGGGCUGGAUGGUGCAUCAGCGUCUCAGUCUCAGACUGCGAGGCAGUGGAUUGAAGCUGUGCGCCUUUGGCUGUUCAAGCAAGAUCCCAGGACCCAGAUGACCCUUGGUCACAUGCAAGCUCAUUUGCUUAUGCUCGUAGCUGGUGACGUUCACUGGAUCAAGAUUGAUCGGAGCUGGGUCUCAUCUGGCAUGCUAGUACGCAACGCAAUCUCGGCUGGCCUUCACAGGGAGCCUUCCGACUUCACUAGAGUAUCUCCCUUCCACGCCGAGCUUCGAAGAAGACUGUGGUAUUCUAUCCUGGAAUUCGAUCUCCAAGCAUGUUUUGCCAAAGGUCGCACACCUUUAGUAAGGAAGGACGACUACGACUGCCUCCCGCCUUCGGAUAUGCAAGACGAUGAUCUUAUUGGAAACAUUACUGCAGCCCAGGUGGAAGCAGCACAAACUUCAAGCAAAGCGACUCUACCUUUGUUUAUCCGUCUUGCCAAGUCUUUGUCGCUACGGACAGACGUAUGCCGCCUCGUCAAUGGGAUCAACCUAACGGCCGACUAUGGGCAGGUGCUCAAGCUUGAUGCUGAAUUGAAAACAUUUCUCGGCCAAGUUGCGACAGCCAUCCACCAAGAAGCGAACCAUUGUAAAAGGAUCCUGCUCACCAUCCUCAUACGAAGGGCAACUAUCGCUUUACAUGCCCCAUUCGUGACAAGGACAUUGCAGGAUCCCCGAUAUCUCUACUCAAGGCAGGUUUGCGUUGAGAUGUCCACAACCAUCCUCACCGAGGCCCUAUCUAUGAUCAAUGAGUCAGGAGUCUUUGCGACGAUUAACAAUGUCUGCCGUUGCGAAAUAUCCAACAGCGUGUUCUUGGUCUGUCAUGAGCUCCUGACACGAGCUGUUGAGCGACGGAGGCGACUGGCAUUUGUUCUGCCCCAAUCUGGCAGUCAGGAACAGGUUUUGGUCGACUUGGUUGAAAGAACGGCACAAGCGACGACAGCAAUAUGCAAACCAGACAUUGUGAGCCAGCGUACUUGCGCUUGGAUGCAGUUGUCAGCAGAGCUAUCCAAGGCUGCUGCUGGAGACGAGGCGAUGACAGCUACUUCAAUGAAAGAGGCAAUCGAACGGAGCAUCCAGGCGUACCGAGCGAGCAUUCAACAGACCGCGCCUGAUAAGGCACGGGGGUCAUGUGUUGUUGAUGACAGCUAUUUGCAUUGGACAAACCUCUUUGAGAAUACAGUUGACGAAGAUUACUUCAAUAUGUUCUUGAAUAUAAACAACUUUGAAGACAUCGACCCAUGGAUUUAG
Molecule: messenger RNA, 2136 nt
Organism: Thyridium curvatum
Lineage: Eukaryota; Fungi; Ascomycota; Sordariomycetes; Thyridiales; Thyridiaceae
Exons: 3
Coding region: 1-2136 (711 amino acids)
Biological process (GO): DNA-templated transcription; regulation of transcription by RNA polymerase II
Cellular component (GO): nucleus
Molecular function (GO): RNA polymerase II cis-regulatory region sequence-specific DNA binding; DNA-binding transcription activator activity, RNA polymerase II-specific; zinc ion binding
Source: RefSeq, a predicted model, not a curated record